UGAAUUAUAUUAUAACAUCGAUUUUCAUAUUAUAUUAUGUAGUAAAAUAACCUUUAAAUUAAUAGUCAUCUAUAAGUAUAUAUGUAUAUAUUUAUCAAAAUUUAAGUAGACAUACAAACGUAGUGAAAAUACGUUAAAUAUUAAUAAAUUUUUAAACAAAUGCAAAAAUUUAAAAAGAAACCCGUAAUUUCAAAAUAGUAAUAUGGCGACAACAAUUUACAAAUUCAAGUAAAUUAUAUCGCAUAUAUCUGUUUAGAAAGAAUUAUGGCUGUUUCAAUCAAUGAAAUUUGUGAAAAUACUAAACUAGCUCGUGAAAUGGCUUUAACUGGAAACUAUGAUACAUCUGGAGUUUAUUAUCAAGGUGUUGUUCAACAAAUUCAUCGGUUACUUGCAAACAUUGCAGAUGCUACCCGAAAAGCUAAAUGGCAACUUGUACAACAUCAAAUUGUUCAAGAAUUUGAAAAAGUAAAAGCAACUUCAAAUACUUUACAACUUUUUAAAGUUGAUACGCAUGGAGAAAGGUUAUUAGGUACUUCGUGCUUAUCAUUUGAAGAGCCUACAAGAGAUCCAACUUUAUGGACUUAUAAUAAUUCAGAUAAUUCAUGGAAUCAAACACCUGCAAGAGAUCCAGAUGUAUGGCCACCUUUAACACCUGCUGAACAAAAAAAUAUUAAACCAUUAAAAAAUCAAUCAAAACAACAAAAUAGAACAAGUAUACGAAAAUCUGUAACUACUGGAAAAAGAUCAGAUACCAAAGCAAUGGUUAAAAAAGAUGAUAGAAAAAUACAAAAAAAAGAUGAUAUAAACAAAGAAAAAUUGGAAACUGAAAAAAUAGAUAUAGAAGUAGAAGAACGUAAAUUUGAACCAUCUGGAAAUGAUAGAGAUUUGGUUGAUUUAUUAGAAAGAGAUAUUGUUCAAAAAAAUCCAAAUAUUCAUUGGGAUGAUAUAGCUGAUUUGCAUGAAGCAAAACGAUUAUUAGAAGAAGCUGUUGUUCUUCCAAUGUGGAUGCCAGAUUUCUUUAAAGGAAUUCGUCGCCCUUGGAAAGGAGUACUUAUGGUUGGUCCACCAGGAACUGGAAAAACAAUGUUAGCAAAAGCUGUAGCUACUGAAUGUGGAACAACUUUUUUUAAUGUAUCAUCUUCUACACUUACUUCAAAAUACAGGGGAGAAUCAGAAAAACUUGUUCGUCUCCUUUUUGAAAUGGCUAGAUUUUAUGCUCCUAGUACUAUCUUCAUUGAUGAAAUUGAUUCUUUAUGCUCUAGAAGAGGAUCUGAAUCUGAACAUGAAGCUUCACGACGAGUAAAAUCUGAACUUUUAGUUCAAAUGGAUGGUAUAAGUUCCAAUAGUGAAGAUCCAAGUAAAGUGGUAAUGGUAUUAGCAGCUACAAAUUUUCCAUGGGAUAUUGAUGAAGCUCUUCGAAGACGAUUGGAAAAACGUAUUUAUAUUCCACUACCAAAUCGUGAAGGUAGAGAAGCAUUAUUGAAAAUUAAUCUACGUGAAGUAAAGGUAGAUUUAUCUGUAAAUUUAGCAGAUAUUGCGAAAAAAUUAGAAGGGUAUUCUGGUGCAGAUAUUACAAAUGUUUGCAGAGAUGCAUCUAUGAUGUCUAUGAGGAAAAAAAUUGCGGGCUUAAAACCUGAUCAAAUCAGACAAUUACCGAAAGAAGAAUUAGAUUUACCUGUAUCUGCUGCAGAUUUUGAUGAAGCUGUUGAAAGAUGUAAUAAGAGCGUUUCUCAAGAAGAUUUAGAAAAAUAUGAAAAAUGGAUGAGUGAAUUUGGUUCUUCUUGAUACCAUUCUACUCAAAAAAUAUAAAUUCACAAAGAGUUUAUUCAAAAAUAUAAUUGCUUAUUUAGAUAGAUAUUGUUAAAAUUUUUUGUUUGUCAUUAUUGACAAACAAAAUAUAUAAGCAUUUUUAAAAAUAUAUUUAUCAAUAUAAUAAUUAUCGAAUUUUUAAAAUGAUAUUCUUCAUUAUAUUAGUAUUAUUAACAACUUAUGUUUUUUUUACUUUUUAAGUUUAAAGAAUAAUACAAAUUCAUAUUGUUUUAAAAAAUCAAAAUUUCUAUUAAAAUUACAUAAUAUAUUAUAUAUAAACAAAAGUUGCAUAAAUUAAAC
Messenger RNA from Apis mellifera (honey bee), 2109 nucleotides. RefSeq names its product katanin p60 ATPase-containing subunit A-like 1 (gene Kat60). Bases 265 to 1785 code for a protein of 506 amino acids. The record is from RefSeq and is a predicted model, not a curated record. The transcript has 11 exons. Gene Ontology annotation, molecular function: ATP binding; ATP hydrolysis activity; microtubule severing ATPase activity. Lineage: Eukaryota; Metazoa; Arthropoda; Insecta; Hymenoptera; Apidae. Gene Ontology annotation, biological process: microtubule severing. Gene Ontology annotation, cellular component: microtubule cytoskeleton.